CCGUAUUAAAGAUGGUCGACCUUUUUCCCCUCUUUUUCCUGCCCCCAGACUAGAGGCGGGAUGUAGUCUCUUGGACUAAGAGUGAUUGGUCACAAGGAGACUCGGAAGUGUCUCUGAUCAGGGCCCCAGAGGAGGCCUUGAGAGCCUGUUCGCGUUCGGUUCCACACUUGGAUCCAGGAAUCGGCGUGUUCCAGGCUGCUCUCUAUGGUAGCUUUGGGCGGAUAGAGGGGGCCGCGCAAGGUAUUAAGGGACAAUAAUGGCCGCUUUCAAGGUGUGGAUUUUGGCUCCUUGAGCCUGUCUGAGCGAGGGGUGGCAGCGCCGGCGCCCCAGAAUCCGGGACAAAAAGGUCCCAAGAGUCGCGCUUGGUGAGGGAUGCUGCAUCCGUCCUGCCCGCCUUGGCCUUCCUCCUUGCUCUGGUCAAAUCCUGCUGCCUGGAGCGGCCUCGCUGAGAUCCAGGGAUGCUGCCUGGAGUGGCCUUGCUCCCUCUCCCAGGCCUCCGCUUUAACCCACCCCAGACUGUCACCGAGCCCGAGUAGGACUCCUUGUGCCUUCCUCUGCUCUCUCACGAGAAAUCCCAGAUCCUGUGAUGGGGGACACCAGUGAGAAUGCCUCGAUCCAUCGAUUGGAAGGCACUGAUGUGGACUGUCAGGUUGGCGGUCUUAUUUGCAAGACCAAAAGUGCGGCCAGCGAGCAGCAUGUCUUCAAGGCCCCUGCUCCCCGCCCUUCAUUACUAGGACUGGACUUGCUAGCUUCCCUGAAACGGAGAGAGCGAGAGGAGAAGGACGAUGGGGAGGACAAGAAGAAGUCCAAAAUCUCCUCCUACAAGGACUGGGAAGAGAGCAAGGAUGACCAGAAGGAUGCUGAGGAAGAGGGCGGUGACCAGGCUGGCCGAAAUACCCGGAAAGACAGACAUUAUCGAUCUGCUCGGGUAGAGACUCCAUCCCAUCCAGGUGGUGUGAGCGAAGAGUUUUGGGAACGCAGUCGGCAGAGAGAGCGGGAGCGGCGGGAACAUGGUGUCUAUGCCUCGUCCAAAGAAGAAAAGGAUUGGAAGAAGGAGAAAUCGCGGGAUCGAGACUAUGACCGCAAGAGGGACAGAGAUGAGCGGGAUAGAAGUAGGCACAGCAGCAGAUCGGAGCGAGAUGGAGGGUCAGAGCGUAGCAGCAGAAGAAAUGAACCCGAGAGCCCACGACAUCGACCUAAAGAUGCAGCCACCCCUUCAAGAUCUACCUGGGAGGAAGAGGACAGUGGCUGUGGCUCCUCAAGGCGCUCACAGUGGGAUUCGCCCUCUCCGACGCCUUCCUAUCGGGAUUCUGAGCGGAGCCAUCGGCUGUCUACUCGAGAUCGAGACAGGUCUGUGAGGGGCAAGUACUCAGAUGACACGCCUCUGCCAACUCCCUCCUACAAAUACAACGAGUGGGCCGAUGACAGAAGACACUUGGGGUCCACCCCGCGUCUGUCCAGGGGCCGAGGAAGACGUGAGGAGGGCGAAGAAGGAAUUUCAUUUGACACGGAGGAGGAGCGGCAGCAGUGGGAGGAUGACCAGAGGCAAGCCGAUCGGGAUUGGUACAUGAUGGACGAGGGCUAUGAUGAGUUCCACAACCCGCUGGCCUACUCCUCCGAGGACUACGUGAGGAGGCGGGAGCAGCACCUGCAUAAACAGAAGCAGAAGCGCAUUUCAGCUCAGCGGAGACAGAUCAAUGAGGAUAACGAGCGCUGGGAGACAAACCGCAUGCUCACCAGUGGGGUGGUCCAUCGGCUGGAGGUGGAUGAGGACUUUGAAGAGGACAACGCGGCCAAGGUGCAUCUGAUGGUGCACAAUCUGGUGCCUCCCUUUCUGGAUGGGCGCAUUGUCUUCACCAAGCAGCCGGAGCCGGUGAUUCCAGUGAAGGACGCCACUUCUGACCUGGCCAUCAUUGCUCGGAAAGGCAGCCAAACAGUGCGGAAGCACAGGGAGCAGAAGGAGCGCAAGAAGGCUCAGCACAAACACUGGGAACUGGCUGGGACCAAACUGGGAGAUAUAAUGGGCGUCAAGAAGGAGGAAGAGCCAGAUAAAGCUGUGACGGAGGAUGGGAAGGUGGACUACAGGACAGAGCAGAAGUUUGCAGAUCACAUGAAGAAAAAGAGCGAAGCCAGCAGUGAAUUUGCAAAGAAGAAGUCCAUCCUGGAGCAGAGGCAGUACCUGCCCAUCUUCGCAGUGCAGCAGGAGCUGCUCACUAUUAUCAGAGACAACAGCAUCGUGAUCGUGGUUGGGGAGACGGGGAGUGGUAAGACCACUCAGCUGACACAGUACCUGCAUGAAGAUGGUUACACGGACUAUGGGAUGAUUGGAUGUACCCAGCCCCGGCGUGUAGCUGCCAUGUCAGUGGCCAAGAGAGUCAGUGAAGAGAUGGGGGGAAACCUUGGCGAGGAGGUGGGCUAUGCCAUCCGCUUUGAAGACUGCACUUCAGAGAACACCUUGAUCAAAUACAUGACUGACGGGAUCCUGCUCCGAGAGUCCCUCCGGGAAGCCGACCUGGAUCACUACAGUGCCAUCAUCAUGGACGAGGCCCAUGAGCGCUCCCUCAACACUGACGUGCUCUUUGGGCUGCUCCGGGAGGUAGUGGCUCGGCGCUCAGACCUGAAGCUCAUCGUCACAUCAGCCACGAUGGAUGCGGAGAAGUUUGCUGCCUUUUUUGGGAAUGUCCCCAUCUUCCACAUCCCUGGCCGUACCUUCCCUGUUGACAUCCUCUUCAGCAAGACCCCACAGGAGGAUUACGUGGAGGCUGCAGUGAAGCAGUCCUUGCAGGUGCACCUGUCGGGGGCCCCUGGAGACAUCCUUAUCUUCAUGCCUGGCCAAGAGGACAUUGAGGUGACCUCAGACCAGAUUGUGGAGCAUCUGGAGGAACUGGAGAAUGCGCCUGCCCUGGCUGUGCUGCCCAUCUACUCUCAGCUGCCUUCUGACCUCCAGGCCAAAAUCUUCCAGAAGGCUCCAGAUGGCGUUCGGAAGUGCAUCGUUGCCACCAAUAUUGCCGAGACGUCUCUGACUGUUGAUGGCAUCAUGUUUGUUAUUGAUUCUGGUUAUUGCAAAUUAAAGGUCUUCAACCCCAGGAUUGGCAUGGAUGCUCUGCAGAUCUAUCCCAUUAGCCAGGCCAAUGCCAACCAGCGGUCAGGGCGAGCCGGCAGGACGGGCCCAGGUCAGUGUUUCAGGCUCUACACCCAGAGCGCCUACAAGAAUGAGCUCCUGACCACCACGGUGCCCGAGAUCCAGAGGACCAACCUGGCCAACGUGGUGCUGCUGCUCAAGUCCCUCGGGGUGCAGGACCUGCUGCAGUUCCACUUCAUGGACCCGCCCCCGGAGGACAACAUGCUCAACUCUAUGUAUCAGCUCUGGAUCCUCGGGGCCCUGGACAACACAGGUGGUCUGACCUCUACUGGGCGGCUGAUGGUGGAGUUCCCGCUGGACCCUGCCCUGUCCAAGAUGCUGAUCGUGUCCUGUGACAUGGGCUGCAGCUCCGAGAUCCUGCUCAUCGUCUCCAUGCUCUCGGUCCCAGCUAUCUUCUACAGGCCCAAGGGUCGAGAGGAGGAGAGUGAUCAAAUCCGGGAGAAGUUCGCUGUUCCUGAGAGCGAUCAUUUGACCUACCUGAAUGUCUACCUGCAGUGGAAGAACAAUAAUUACUCCACCAUCUGGUGUAACGAUCAUUUCAUCCAUGCUAAGGCCAUGCGGAAGGUCCGGGAGGUGCGAGCUCAACUCAAGGACAUCAUGGUGCAGCAGCGGAUGAGCCUGGCCUCGUGUGGCACUGACUGGGACAUUGUCAGGAAGUGCAUCUGUGCUGCCUAUUUCCACCAAGCAGCCAAGCUCAAGGGAAUAGGGGAGUACGUGAACAUCCGCACAGGGAUGCCCUGCCACUUGCACCCCACCAGCUCCCUUUUUGGAAUGGGCUACACCCCAGAUUACAUAGUGUAUCACGAGUUGGUCAUGACCACCAAGGAGUACAUGCAGUGUGUGACCGCUGUGGACGGGGAGUGGCUGGCGGAGCUGGGCCCCAUGUUCUAUAGCGUGAAACAGGCGGGCAAGUCACGGCAGGAGAACCGUCGUCGGGCCAAAGAGGAAGCCUCUGCCAUGGAGGAGGAGAUGGCACUGGCUGAGGAGCAGCUGCGAGCCCGGCGGCAGGAGCAGGAGAAGCGCAGCCCCCUGGGCAGUGUCAGGUCUACAAAGAUCUACACUCCAGGCCGGAAAGAACAAGGGGAGCCCAUGACCCCUCGCCGCACGCCAGCCCGCUUUGGUCUGUGAGCUGAGGCUGUCCCUAGAGAGGAUGGCAGCAGGUAUUGGGUCCUGAGCCCUCUGGCGGGAGCCCUGAGGCUGCGGACAAAGCCCUUUCAUCUGAGGACUUUUAUCUGUGCGUAUCACGGCCCCCCAGGGCAGUUACUGCUGGACCAGACUCUGUGGCAGAGGAGGUGGAAUUCUUCCAUGCAGGAGCGUGGCAUGGCGGGAGCUGGGCUGCAGAGUAUCCGAGAUGCUGCUGGGGCAGCGGGAGGUGGCUGGACCCAUCGCAUCUAAAUAAACUGGCUCAGGACACUUGGUGUAUGCGUGACUUGGCUGUGGCUGUGUCUUUUUUAAUCCUUGUGUAAAGCAGCAAAAAAGACCUAAAGGGAAUUGUAAUUUGGUUAUAAUUCAGGAUUUGGAAAUAAAUUUAUUAUUUGUAAAA
Messenger RNA from Symphalangus syndactylus (siamang), 4685 nucleotides. RefSeq names its product DEAH-box helicase 38 (gene DHX38). Gene Ontology annotation, cellular component: intracellular anatomical structure. The record is from RefSeq and is a predicted model, not a curated record. Lineage: Eukaryota; Metazoa; Chordata; Mammalia; Primates; Hylobatidae. Gene Ontology annotation, molecular function: 3'-5' RNA helicase activity; RNA binding; ATP binding.